Messenger RNA from Oryza brachyantha (malo sina), 1729 nucleotides. RefSeq names its product probable aspartyl protease At4g16563. Gene Ontology annotation, cellular component: extracellular region. Lineage: Eukaryota; Viridiplantae; Streptophyta; Magnoliopsida; Poales; Poaceae. Gene Ontology annotation, biological process: proteolysis. Gene Ontology annotation, molecular function: aspartic-type endopeptidase activity. The transcript has a single exon. Bases 46 to 1521 code for a protein of 491 amino acids. The record is from RefSeq and is a predicted model, not a curated record.
ACCCGACGAUUCCAUUCCACCCCGCGCAAAAGCGCCCGCGUCACCAUGCGCCUCCUCUGCUUCGGCCUGCUGCUCCUCUUCGUCUCCUCCUCGCUGCGAUGCCACGGGCUGCUCAUCCCGCUCACCAACACCCUAUCCUCGCUCCGCCCGACCGCCACCAAUGACACCACCGCCAUCCACCGCCUCCUCCGCUCCUCCUCCCUCCGUUCCGCCGCGCGCCACCGCGGCCGCCGCCACGGCACGCGGCGCGUGCCUCCUCCACGGCACCGCCAGCUCUCGCUGCCGCUCGCGCCGGGGAGCGACUACACGCUGUCGCUCUCGGUCGGCCCGCCUUCCACGGCCAGCUCCGUGUCGCUCUUCCUCGACACCGGCAGCGACCUCGUCUGGUUCCCCUGCGCCCCGUUCACCUGCAUGCUCUGCGAAGGGAAGGCGGCGCCUGGUAACAGCUCCAGCCCGCUCCCCCCGCCGAUCGACUCCCGCCGCAUCUCCUGCGCGUCGCCGCUCUGCUCCGCGGCGCACUCCUCGGCGCCUACCUCCGACCUGUGCGCCGCGGCGCGGUGCCCGCUGGACGCGAUCGAGACAGACUCGUGCGCGUCCCACGCGUGCCCGCCGUUUUACUAUGCGUACGGGGACGGCAGCCUCGUCGCGAACCUGAGGCGCGGCCGCGUGGGUCUGGCUGCGUCCAUGGCCGUGGAGAACUUCACCUUCGCCUGCGCGCACACGGCGCUCGGCGAGCCCGUCGGGGUGGCCGGGUUCGGGCGCGGCCCGCUCUCGCUCCCGGCCCAGCUCGCCCCGUCGCUCUCCGGCAGGUUCUCGUACUGCCUCGUCGCCCACUCGUUCUGCGCCGACCGGCUCAUCCGGCCCAGCCCGCUGAUCCUCGGCCGCAGCCCGGACGCCGCCGCGAUCGGCGCCUCCGAGACGGACUUCGUGUACACGCCGCUGCUGCACAACCCGAAGCACCCUUACUUCUACUCGGUGGCGCUCGAAGCCGUCUCGGUGGGCGGGAAGAGGAUCCAGGCCCAGCCGGAGCUCGGGUACGUGGACCGUGACGGCAACGGCGGGAUGGUGGUGGAUUCCGGCACGACGUUCACCAUGCUGCCGAGCGACACGUUCGCGCGGGUGGCCGACGAGUUCGCGCGCGCGAUGGCCGCGGCGCGGUUCACGCGCGCCGAGGACGCGGAGGCCCAGACAGGCCUCUCCCCGUGCUACCACUACUCCCCGACGGACCGGGCCGUGCCGCCGGUGGCGCUCCAUUUCCGUGGCAACGCUACGGUGGCGCUGCCUCGGAGGAACUACUUCAUGGGGUUCAAGAGCAAGGAAGGGCGGGCCGUGGGGUGCCUGAUGCUGAUGAACGUCGUUGGAAACGACGACGACGACGACGACGACGGAGGUGGCCCCGCAGGCACGCUUGGCAACUUCCAGCAGCAGGGGUUCGAGGUGGUGUACGACGUCGACGCGUCCCGCGUCGGCUUCGCCCGCCGGCGGUGUACGGACCUGUGGGACACGCUCUCGCGCCGGUGAGCUGGUGCGGGCCUACGUUGAUCGAGUACAACUAUGGUUUAACGUAGCUAGCUUGUCCCAGCUCCCAGGUGUACAGAGUACAGACCAGUAGCUGCCAUGUAUCUGUAGGUUUCUUCUUCUUCACGACGUUACCGAUUUCUUUCUGGUGUUCUGCUUGUAAAUCUUGUCUUGCUCUGCCCACAUGGAAAUAUGUUUACCGAUUAACCGA